Messenger RNA from Prosopis cineraria, 1294 nucleotides. RefSeq names its product probable galacturonosyltransferase-like 1. The transcript has a single exon. NCBI's taxonomy places the organism in Eukaryota, Viridiplantae, Streptophyta, Magnoliopsida, Fabales, Fabaceae. Gene Ontology annotation, cellular component: Golgi apparatus. Bases 209 to 1213 code for a protein of 334 amino acids. Gene Ontology annotation, molecular function: glycosyltransferase activity. The record is from RefSeq and is a predicted model, not a curated record.
UCUGGGGGUGACUGUAUGAAAGAGACCAACGUGGGUUCAAAGCCACGCAGAAACCGCGGGAGGGGUUGGAGCUCUGUACUGUCUUCUCCUUCCAUCUCCGAUUCCCGUUUCUGUCUUUGCUGUCUACUAACCCUUCUUUUUCAAAAUCAUUUGAAUCGCACACUCCUCUCCGUCCCACAUCCAUCAUUCCCCAGAAUAACACACAACCAUGCCUGCACCUUCACCGACGUCGACUUUCAUCUGUAUCUUCCUUUUCUUCACCACUAGCUGUGCCGCCCUUGCUGCUCCGCGCUUCAAAGAAGCCCCAAAGUUCUACAACUCCCCCAACUGCUCUGACGACGCUAUCCACGUAGCGAUGACCCUCGACGUCACCUACCUUCGCGGCUCAAUGGCCGCCAUCCUCUCCGUCCUCCAACACUCUUCCUGUCCCGAGAACGUCGUUUUCCAUUUUGUCUCCGCCGCUUCCAUGCUUUCUUCCGCUCCCAUCCUCAACCUCACCAUCUCCGCCUCCUUCCCGUACCUCAAAUUCCGAAUCUACCCCUUCGAUGACGUCACCGUCGCUGGGCUAAUCUCCUCUUCCAUCCGCACCGCAUUGGACUGCCCUCUCAACUAUGCCCGCAACUACCUCCCCAAUCUCCUCCCUCCUUCUGUCCGCAAAGUCGUCUACCUCGACUCCGACUUGGUCCUCUUCAAUGACAUUGCAGAACUAGCUGCCACUCCGAUGGGCUCCAACCAGGUCCUUGCUGCUCCCGAAUACUGCAACGCCGAUUUCACCGCCUACUUCACGCCGACGUUUUGGUCCAAUCCGUCCUUGUCGCUCACGUUUGCGGGUCGCGGACCUUGCUAUUUCAACACCGGGGUGAUGGUGAUCGAUUUGGAGCGGUGGCGUGCCGGCGAUUACACAAGGAAGAUUGAGGAGUGGAUGGAACUGCAGAAAAGGAUUCGGAUCUACGAGCUGGGAUCACUGCCGCCGUUCCUGCUGGUGUUCGCCGGGAACAUAGCGCCGGUGGAUCACAAGUGGAAUCAACAUGGGCUCGGCGGCGACAACUUUAGUGGGCUUUGCAGGGAUUUGCAUCCGGGCCCGGUGAGCCUGUUGCACUGGAGCGGGAAGGGUAAGCCCUGGGUUCGGCUAGACGCCAACAGGCCUUGCCCUCUGGAUGCCCUAUGGGCUCCCUACGAUCUGUUAGAGACGCCCGUCGCUCUGGAUGCUUAGGCCAUCCAAUUCUUCUUCUUCUUCUUUUUUUUUUGCUUCCAUGAAUAAGAUUAAAAAUCUAUCAUCGUCCUUUUCUUUUUA